GUGUAUGCGUGAAUGAAAACCAGGAGGAGAGAGAAAAAGCACCCAUAUCAAAUCCCUAAUUUUUGUUCCUUCUCCAUUUUCUUCAUUCACUCUUCUCUUAAAAUACAACAACUCAGCUAGGGUUUCGAUCCUCCAUUUUUCUCAGCAAUGGCGAUGUCAGCUUUGAGGCGCGAGAGUAAACGUUUUACCUCCAUCGUUUCACCCAAUCCCAUCAAUGUUCUUCGCUCCUCUCUCCUCUCUUCUGAGGAGCAGACAUCUUUGGGAGUUCGAUGCAUUUCAACUCAAAUUGUUAGAAACCGUAUGAAGAGUAUUAAGAACAUCCAGAAAAUCACAAAGGCUAUGAAGAUGGUUGCUGCCUCAAAGCUAAGACAAGUCCAAACAAAAACUGAAAACUCCCGUGGCUUAUGGCAGCCUUUCACAGCACUUCUUGGUGACACUCCAAGUGUUUCUGUGAAGAAAAAUGUUAUCGUUACAAUCUCUUCUGACAAAGGUCUUUGUGGUGGUAUCAAUACCACUUCAGUCAAAGUGAGCAGAGCUCUUCGCAAGCUGAAUGAUGAUCCUGAAGCAGAAACAAAAUUUGUUAUUUUGGGAGAGAAGGCCAAAGUGCAGCUAAUUCGUGAUUCAAGGAAGGACAUCAGCCUCUGCUUGACUGAUCUGCAAAAGAAUCCUCUGAAUUAUACUCAGGUGGCUGCAGUUGCAGAUGAUAUCUUGAAGAAUGUGCAGUUUGAUGCCUUGAAAAUUGUUUUUAACAAGUUCAGCUCUGUUGUGUCAUUUUUGCCAACAGUGGCAACUAUCCUGUCUCCCGAGAUUGUUGAGAGAGAGUCUGAGGCUGGUGGCACUCUUGGUGAACUUGAUUCUUAUGAAAUUGAAGGUGGAGAGACAAAGUCAGAGAUACUUCAGAAUCUUGCAGAAUUCCAAUUUUCUUGUGUGAUGUACAAUGCUGUCUUGGAGAAUGCCUGCAGUGAGCAAGGUGCUAGGAUGUCUGCCAUGGACAGCUCUAGCAGAAAUGCUGGAGAAGUGCUUGAUCGUCUCACCCUUACUUAUAACAGGACCCGUCAAGCAUCCAUCACAACUGAACUUAUUGAAAUUAUUUCUGGAGCGUCUGCUUUGGAGGGUUAGACGAGAAGAAAUUGUCUGUGCUUUACCUUGACGUUGACGAAAUAAGUUCUGUAGUGUAGACUUUGUUUCAGCCUUUUGCUGGCCCUUGGGAGAAUCCUGCAUAUCUAUAUAAUAAUAUCCCUGACAAAUUUUUUUGGGAACAUCAGAAAGCCUUUUCUUCAUCCCAAGGGGGUUUUAUUUUUAAUUUUUUUUUUUGGAUUUGAAAAAUUCAUACAUGGUGGUUGAGGUUCUGUGCAAAACAAUCGAUGUUCUUGUGUCGGCAAUACUGCUGAACUGCCGGCGUUGUAAUUUCCCUUUCAUCCUUGGACAAAUGUACUGUAUCAAACAUGUUUCUAUUGGUAUUUAAGGGCACAUUUUUGCUCGUUUUGCAUUCAAGUGAAUUUUCUAGUUCCAAACUUCCAAUUCAA
This is a messenger RNA of Chenopodium quinoa (quinoa), 1526 nucleotides long. RefSeq names its product ATP synthase subunit gamma, mitochondrial-like. The transcript is spliced from 9 exons. The record is from RefSeq and is a predicted model, not a curated record. Bases 148 to 1119 code for a protein of 323 amino acids. Gene Ontology annotation, biological process: proton motive force-driven ATP synthesis. Lineage: Eukaryota; Viridiplantae; Streptophyta; Magnoliopsida; Caryophyllales; Amaranthaceae. Gene Ontology annotation, molecular function: proton-transporting ATP synthase activity, rotational mechanism.